AUGGUUCGUGCUGCUGGUUGGACAACAGAAGGAAAUAAUGAAACGGAGCAAAAGUUGAUAGAUCCAGAGAGGGGGAUAAGUUUUAUACAAUUUACUGAGGUUGAAAUUUACGGUCUGUACAGGAGAAGAAAAGAUGAGUUGUUGGAGAGUGAAGGCAUUAUGCGUGUGUAUGUGUGUGAGUGUGUGUGUGUGUGCGUGUUGCAGUUCACCGAUGUACUGUGGUUUCCUCCAGCAUUUAAUGAAGAGAGGAAACAUGGCAGUUGGUCUAAAGAUCAAUGUGAUAAAGUUGCGGCUGAGGUGAAGACGGGGAUGGGGAGAGGGGGCUUAGAGGGAUGUGUUGCGAUAGUUGAUAUGUUGCAUUCGUUACUACCGGUGGUUAUGUGUUUGUUUGUUUGUGUGUUAACUGCUGCCAGAAUUUGCCUAUCUUGCCCGCCCGGAACGCAGGUACACUGGGUUAUGCCACCUGUGUCCGGUGAAGGUGAAGGGUGA
Messenger RNA from Enterobius vermicularis (human pinworm), 489 nucleotides. The record is from the annotation of a GenBank genome assembly. Lineage: Eukaryota; Metazoa; Nematoda; Chromadorea; Rhabditida; Oxyuridae.